UCGCGGGCCGCGGGGCCGCCAGCGCCGGGCGGGGGCAGAGGCUGCGGGAGAGCCCAGGAGGCCUGAAGUCCCCACGGGUCCGCGCGAGACGGCGGCGCCUCUGCUCUGCGGGCGCGUGGCGGCCUGGAGGAUCUACCCACUGCGCCUGGGCGCACGCCGGCCCCCUGCGCCCAGCGACUCGGACCAUGUCGGUUCCUCGCUUUGGGCCAAUUCAGCUAGAUCUUCUCCCUCUCCGGGCAGCCAGAGGGAUGUUUCUACAAUGCGAACCGGACCUUCUUUCAGGGCUUGGGACCCUCAAAGAGCUCCUGUGGUCGACCAAGCCUUUGUCACCCUGGCCACCAACGACAUCUACUGCCAGGGAGCCCUGGUGCUGGGGCAGUCGCUCAGGAGCCACAGACUGACCAGGAGGCUGGUGGUGCUGAUCACGCCGCAGGUGUCCGGCCCGCUCAGGCUCCUCCUCUCGAAGGUGUUCGACGAGGUCGUGGAGGUGAAUCUGAUGGACAGCGAAGACUACGUCCACCUGGCCUUUCUCCGGAGGCCCGAGCUGGGGGUCACCCUCACCAAGCUGCACUGCUGGAGGCUCACGCACUACAGCAAGUGCGUCUUCCUGGACGCCGACACCCUGGUCCUGGCCAACAUCGACGAGCUGUUUGAGCGGGGAGAGUUUUCCGCAGCCUCCGACCCCGGGUGGCCGGAUUGCUUCAACAGCGGGGUGUUUGUCUUCCAGCCGUCUCUGGAAACGCAUAAACGCAUGCUGCAACAUGCCACCGAGUACGGCAGCUUCGACGGGGCUGAUCAAGGGCUGCUGAACAGCUUCUUCAGCAACUGGCCCACGGCAGACAUCCGCAAACACCUGCCGUUCAUUUACAACCUGAGCAGCAGCUCGGCGUACACCUACGGCCCCGCCUUCAAACAGUUCGGGUCUAGCGCCAAGGUCGUGCACUUUCUGGGGUCCACGAAGCCCUGGAACUACAAGUACAACCCCCGGACCGGCUCGGUCUCGGAGCAGAGCGUGGGGCUGGGCGGCCAGCACCAGGCGACCUUCCUCAACCUCUGGUGGCACACCUACCAGAGCAGCGUCCUGCCACUCUAUGAAACCCUGCGUGCCGUGGAAACACACGCGUGCCCCGGACACGCGGUCUGCCCCAGCGGUGUUGCGGUGCCGUGUGCAAACCCAACACCCAGCGCUGCAGAGCCGUGUGCAACGUCGACCCCCAGUGCCGGGGUGCCGGGUGCGAAUCCAGCACCGGAAGCUGACCAGCCAUGUCCCACUCGGGGCCCUCCGGAGCCAAAGGUGAAAGUGGAGGAGACCCCGCUUGUCCCGGACGAGGGCCAUUCGGAAGGCACGGUAGGUUGCCCUGAAACUGGGACCUCUCCUGGGACAACGUGUGACCCCCUGUCACCGCCCUACCCUCAAUUUGCAGACCUCACAGAGACUCAGACCGCCUCGCAGCCAGAGAAUAAGGCUGAAAGUGGCCCGUACGAGAAGACCUUGGACGCCAGCCAGGAGCGCUCUGCUGAGUUCACCAGGGACCCCGGUCCCCAGGAUGGUUUGGAGGUGGCCCUGGCGGUGUCGGUGUCCGAGAUCUCCAUCGAGGCGAAGGUGAGGGUGCCGAGCGCGGAGGAGCAGCGGAGGAAGUGGGAGGAAGGGCACAUAGACUACAUGGGCAAGGACGCCUUCGCCCGCAUCCAGGAGAAGCUGGACCGCUUCCUGCAGUGAGCCCCGUGGUGCACCUGCCGGGGCGUG
Molecule: messenger RNA, 1747 nt
Organism: Microcebus murinus (gray mouse lemur)
Lineage: Eukaryota; Metazoa; Chordata; Mammalia; Primates; Cheirogaleidae
Source: RefSeq, a predicted model, not a curated record